CAUGGCGUUGGCGUAUAUAUACGCUCCAUUUUAGCACGUCUUUUGAUAUCGCCUCCCCCUUUCUUGUAAUUGCCUCCUCGUUACAAUGUCGCGACCAAUACCUGUUGAAGAAAUGGUGAAACAAUUCAAAGGGCGCCACUCUUGCACUCAUCUUUUAAGGAUGGACAAUUUUUCCUUGGUCCGGAAGCACAAUAUCGGGAUGAUCGAAUCGUCCGUUUUCAGUAUCGCCGGCUACAAAUGGAACCUCGUUCUCUAUCCCACGGGAGACGAGAAUCCAAACUCGAAGGGCCACGUCUCCCUGUACUUGCAAAUACAAGACCUCAAGUCUCUGCCAAGUAAUUGGCAGUUGAGCGUCAGAUUUAAGCUUUUUGUCCUCAAUCAGUUCCGUCAGAUCUGGCACGAAAACAACGGAGACGUGGUGUUCAGUCAAUCGAACAACAUGUGGGGAUUCAGACAAACGAUUUCCCUUGCUGCACUUGAUGAUAGCACACAAGGAUACCUUGUGGGUGACUGUGUAAUGUUUGGUGUCAAGUUUCUGGGUGUCCAAGAUUGCGUACCUGGAACCGCAGAGCGCUUUACCCUGAUCGAGAAGCCUCCGAACAACAAGGUGACCUGGAAGAUGACGAAAUUCUCGACAUUCUUGCUUCAAACCGACCAUAAGUCCAAUGAGUUUUCGAUUGGAGGCCGCAAAUGGAGAAUACUUCUUUAUCCGAGAGGAUUCGGGGACGGUCAAGACAAUUCGCUUUCGGUGUAUCUGCGUGGAGAUGAACACAUGGAUAAUGUGCUCAAAACAAAGACUUUUGCGAAAUUCAAGCUGCGAGUACUGGACCAAAUCGCACGCAAACAUCACGAGCAGAUAAUUUCCUCGCACUGGUUCACCGUUGAACCAGGGAGUUGGGGGUUCUCCAAGUUUAUGCCUCUAGGAGACCUUCACGACCCUUCAAAGGGUUACUUGGUGAAUGACAUGUGCUACGUGGGAGCCGAGAUCGAUGUCAUAUCCAUGACCACGCCUUUGUAGUUCUCGCAUACCAUGAUAUGGUGCUCUCUCGACGCAUACAAACGUAUAGUUGUAAUAACAAGAUCCCGUGUUGUCUCAAAACGUGUACACGACAAAAUUGUAA
This is a messenger RNA of Tarenaya hassleriana, 1121 nucleotides long. RefSeq lists its product as uncharacterized. Bases 86 to 1018 code for a protein of 310 amino acids. NCBI's taxonomy places the organism in Eukaryota, Viridiplantae, Streptophyta, Magnoliopsida, Brassicales, Cleomaceae. The transcript is spliced from 6 exons. Gene Ontology annotation, molecular function: protein binding. The record is from RefSeq and is a predicted model, not a curated record.